Molecule: messenger RNA, 1508 nt
Organism: Trametes versicolor FP-101664 SS1
Lineage: Eukaryota; Fungi; Basidiomycota; Agaricomycetes; Polyporales; Polyporaceae
Product: glycosyltransferase family 15 protein
Exons: 10
Coding region: 82-1251 (389 amino acids)
Biological process (GO): cell wall mannoprotein biosynthetic process; protein N-linked glycosylation
Cellular component (GO): Golgi apparatus; membrane
Molecular function (GO): alpha-1,2-mannosyltransferase activity
Source: RefSeq, a predicted model, not a curated record
CCAUCUCCUCUCCUCCUCGCGCGCAGUGCUGACGGUGGAGACCUCAGCCAACGGCCACGACCCUAGCUAACGGCCACCGAAAUGCUCAAGACAACCACGACCGCGCGCUACCUUUUCCUCGUGGUGUUCAUUAUCAUCGGUCUGCAUUCGAUACUCAGCUUCACGCACGAAGACUAUGGCCGCGCGACGUCCUUCAAGAACAUCGCCGCGCACCUCCCGUGGGGCGAGCCCAGUCUCGACCCCGUCCCCGCGGAGUACUUCGACCACGCCUCCGACCUUCCCGCGGCGCAUCCAGGCUCUUUCAUCUCGCGGCGCGCAAAUGCGUCCAUUCUCAUGCUCGCGCGGAACAGCGACGUGAACGACGCGGUGCGGAGCGUGCGCCGGCUCGAGGACCGCUUCAACAAGAAGUUUGGGUACCCAUGGGUGUUCCUGAACGAAGAGCCGUUCUCGGACGAAUUCAAAACACGCAUCAGCAAUGUCAUCAACGGCGAGGUGUCCUUUGGCCAGAUCCCGCACGACCACUGGUAUCAGCCCGACUGGGUCGACGAGGACAAGGCGAAGGCGAGCCGCGACCAGAUGGUGGCGGACAACAUCAUCUACGGCGGGAGCGUGUCCUAUCGGAAUAUGUGCCGCUUCAACUCCGGGUUCUUCUACAGGCAUCCACUGCUGCAGCAGUACAAGUGGUACUGGCGGGUAGAGCCUGACGUGCACUUCCACUGCGAUAUCGACUUCGAUCCCUUCCUGUACAUGGAAGACCAUAACAAGACUUAUGCCUUUACGAUCACGAUGUACGAGUUCCGCGCAACUAUCCCCACGCUCUGGGAUACCGUAAAAGAUUUCACCAAGAAACACCCAGAGUAUAUCGCACCCAACAACGCAAUGGGGUACAUGUCCGAUGACGGCGGGGACUCGUAUAACCUCUGCCACUUCUGGAGCAACUUCGAGAUCGCGAGCAUGGACUUCUGGCGCGACGAGGCGUACACGAAGUUCUUCGAGCACCUCGACCGCACCGGCGGCUUCUACUACGAGCGCUGGGGCGACGCGCCGGUGCACAGCAUCGCAGUGUCCUUGUUUGCGAACAAGGACCAGAUCCACUUCUUCGACGAGAUCGGAUACGAGCACAACCCGUACAUCCACUGCCCGCGCGGCGAGGGUUCGUGGGCGCGCGGGAAGUGCGACUGCGAACCGAAGCGCAACUUUGACUACGACGGAUACUCGUGCAUGAAACAGUGGGAUCGGAUCCAAGUCUGAUCACCCCCACCACCACCAUACCGCGCGCAAAUAGACAGCGCCCUGUCUGUAUUAUUGCUACACUAUCCCUGCCACACACACCCAGUGCUCCCAUCUUCGCGCCAGCACGUCCACACUCGCAUGUAUACGUAUAUCCCUACGGACGCUCGCCUCACUCGCCAGCCUAACUCUGCGCUCGUAGCUAUUCGCAGUGGCGCCAUGUGUACUUCGCAACCCCCGCCUGUUAUAUUUGGCUAAUUUAUGACUUUCUGCUUCAC